AUGCUGGAGGAACAGCGGUACAAGGAGCUAGGACCUACGGUAGGUCCGCUGAUACAUCAUAACGACCCUCUCGCACAGUUCACGCCGUUUCAUCAGCUCACUCCCAGAACGAAAGCCAGGAUAGAUUUGAUUAUGGAACAAAGAGUUUCACGUGUUGUAUCUGUAUGCAAGUGCUCCUGCACGACAGAAAUAGAAGAAGAGAUAAGUACUUGUGAAGGCACUAGCGCGAGCACAACCUCAUCUCCGAAGUAAGUAACCUGAAUUCUUCCUGCUCUAAUCGCAACAAUCCUCAGAGUUACGCGAACUACAAGAAAAGGC
Molecule: messenger RNA, 318 nt
Organism: Amoebophrya sp. A25
Lineage: Eukaryota; Dinophyceae; Syndiniales; Amoebophryaceae
Source: the annotation of a GenBank genome assembly